Molecule: messenger RNA, 969 nt
Organism: Angiostrongylus costaricensis
Lineage: Eukaryota; Metazoa; Nematoda; Chromadorea; Rhabditida; Metastrongylidae
Source: the annotation of a GenBank genome assembly
AUGGACUACGGAGUCGAUGAGCUAGUGUGCGCCAUUACGCACAAGAUCGAUACAGAUCCGUGGUCAGUUCAUGCGUUAGGGCGACCUAACCGGUUGGGCUUUGUUUCAAAUAAAAUGACUAAUAAAAACAGUUCGACUUUUCCUGAAUUUGUACUUGAGAAGGACUUUCAAUGUCAUAACAAAGCCCUCAUAACAGAUGUUGUCUGCAAGACGAUUCAAAACUUUGUGAAACAACCACAAGAUGUCAGACUAUCGGUUACCGUAGCGUUUCGACCGUAUUCGUCUUCAGAUGUCGUUUCUCAUGAACAAGAAGCCACAGCAACAAUACAAGUCGAUAAGCCUGGAGACUUUUACCCGGGGGGAAACGAUCAACGAAUUAGAGAUCGACAGUUAAAAAUACUGAAGGAAUUAGAGAAAGCAAAGCGAAACGAAAGAAAAGAACAGAUUAAGGAACGGAUUGAUAGAGAAGAUCAACAAAAAAAGCGACCAAAGGGUCAACGAAAAGAUGAUCUCGGUGUGAAACGAUCAUCGAAUGGUACAACCGGUUGUUUAACUCAAGUUCCCCCGUCACCAUCUUUCAAGGCGGAACCUCGAAAAUUGCCCACCGGGGAAAUGUACGCCGUUCGAGAAGUGGGACAACACCGACCUUCGAAAGUACCAUCGACUUCUGAGAAGAAAUGGAACCUCAAUAUGACACGAAAACCAAGUUCAGAAGAAAUGGCUGCUAUCCGUGAAAACGGAGAUCGAAGAGACGACUCUACCGAACGCGACGAACCUUCUAUUGAAAUUGUAGACAUUGGGUCUGACAUGAGUACAACAGCAAAACCGAAAAAAUCGACGAAAUUUGUGGGUCUACCAUCAGAAUCUCAGUCACCAACAAAAGUAGCAACAACAUCGCGAGGAUUGGCAAAACUGGAAGAUGACGGCGUUUCUUCAAAAGUCCUUGCUUGUAUCGUUGUUGAGAAAUAA